UUUGCAUGUCGCUUUACUUUUGUUAUUAUUUGUUAUUUCUUUACUUUUAUUUCUUGUUUUAAAUUGCUUUUCUUUGAGCGGAGGAUCUAUCGAAAAUAGUCUCAAAUUUCCUACUUGGUAGGACACUAAGUAGUGUCCACUCCACUCUUAUGGGAUGGGAUUACAUUGGUUAUGUUGUUGUUGUUGUUGUUGCAUGUGGCUUUAUUUUGCUUAUUCGGCAAUUUUUUUUUUCUUUUUUUUUUUUAAAAAGCUGAGAUUAUUUUUCCUGUUUUGAUUGUAGUUUCAAGUGAUUGCCACUGGUUUCUGAUUACACUCAUGGUUUUGGGGUUUCUUUUUAUUAUUGAAUGUCUUCUUAUUUGGCUAUUGGCUUGGGUUUUCUUUUUGAAGUAAUUCUUUUAGUUUGAAAGUAGAGGGAUUUGUGUGAGAGGAGUGUUUUAAGUUUCUUCUUAUUUGGCCUUUUGGCUUGUUUUGAGUAUUUAGCCAAAACAAAAAAAAAAUGUUUUUUUUAAGUUUUUCUUUUUAUAUCAAUUUCACUUCUCCACAAGAUGCUGCUACUGCAAGGGAGUUAUUGAAUUUUACGCAAGUGAAUGGAAAACCUAUGAGGAUAAUGUUUUCUCAUAGAGAUCCUAGUCUGCGAAAGAGCGGAUAUGCAAAUGUUUUCAUUAAGAACCUGGACUCAUCAAUAGAUAACAAGGCUUUGCAGGACACUUUUGCUGCCUUUGGAACAGUUCUUUCCUGCAAGGUUGCUGUUGAUAGUAAUGGUCUAUCAAAAGGAUAUGGAUUUGUACAAUUUGAUCAGGACAAAGCUGCACAGGAUGCGAUCAACCGGCUAAAUGGUAUGUUGAUAAAUGAUAAACAAGUUUAUGUUGGCCACUUCAUCCGUCGACAAGAAAGGAGUCGAACAAAUGCUUCCGAUAAAUUCACAAAUAUCUAUGUGAAAAAUCUUCCUGAAACUACCAGUGAUGAGGAUCUUAAGAAGCUUUUUGAGAAGUACGGCACCAUCACCAGUGCUUUAGUCAUGAAAGACACAAAUGGGAAAACCAGAUGUUUUGGCUUCGUAAAUUUUGAGACCUCGGAAUCUGCAGCCUCUGCAGUUGAACAGUUGAAUGGCAGUUCUCUGAAUGAAAAAGUUCUGUUUGUCGCCAAGGCACAGAAGAAAUCAGAGCGGGAAGCAGAUCUUAGAGCCAAAUUUGAACAAGAAAGAGCUAGUCGAUUUGAGAAACUAAAAGGUGCUAACUUGUAUUUGAAAAAUCUGGAUGACAGUGUGAAUGAUGAAAAUCUGAAAGAAUUAUUCGCAGAGUACGGAACCAUAACAUCCUGCAAGGUGAUGCACGAUGCAAAAGGGGUGAGCAAGGGUUCUGGCUUUGUUGCCUUUUCGACCCCAGAGGAAGCUACACGAGCUUUGAAUGAGAUGAAUGGCAAGUUGAUAGGAAAGAAACCUUUAUUUGUUGCUGUUGCCCAGCGCAAGGAUGAAAGAAGAGUGUGGCUACAGGCACAUUUUGCUCGGAUGAGACCGGUUGGGGGAAUGGCUCCCCCUCCUGGAGGAAUGCCUGGGUUUCACAAUGGGGCACCUCGACUUGCUCCUCAGCAGGCCUACUUUGGUCAAGGCGCUCCAGGAUUUAUAGCACCUCAAGCUGCUGGAUUUGGCUUCCAGCAACAACUCAUGCCUGGAUUUCGUCCAGGUGUUGGCCUGAAUUUCCUCUUGCCCUAUCAGCUUCAGCAUCAAGGACAACACGGACGUGUUGGUGGUAGGAGAGGAGGGAAUUCUCAACCACAGCAGCAGCAGUGGAACUCCGGUAGAUUCAAUCUGAAUGGACGAAAUGGCAUGCAUCCUAGCAUCCCUCAAGGUAUGGUGGGACCAAUUAUGUCAGCGCCAUUUGAUGCUGCUUCUGGUAUGACAACUCCUCCCUUGGACAUCCAACGCUCUAACCCGGUGCCACCGUCAACACUUGCUUCUUCUUUGGCCUUUGCUUCUCCAGAAGAUCAGCAUAUGAUGCUCGGAGAGCAGUUAUUUCCACUUGUGGAAUGCAUUGAACGUGAUCAUGCUGGUAAAGUUACUGGUAUGUUGCUUGAGAUGGAUCAGACUGAGGUGCUUCAUCUCAUAGAGUCCCCUGAUGCUCUCAAGAAGAAAGUCUCCGAGGCUAUGGCUGUUCUUCGCUUGGUCCCACCAGGUUCUAGUGUUGGUGAUAAAUUUGGAUCACUCACCCUGAAUGGAUGAAGCAAAUUUUUAUCUUUUGGCACAUGGAAAUGUCCCUAAAUUGGCCCGUAUUUUUGGAAGGGGUAAUGGUGGUGACUUAGGGAAUCUGUUUUGGCUGUGGUAUUAAAUGAUAUUCUUUGUAGGCUUCUAAGUUUAGCAAAGAGGGCUUCUUUGAAUGAUAACUAGGAGUUUAUUUUGCUCUCUUGAUUAGAUUGUUUCAUUCUAUUUUACUUUUUUUGGGGAUUUCACUUUUAACUUUUUGUUUCCUGGGAAAUCAUAUACUUUCUAGACUUGCAAUUCAUGGUUGUUUUGUUUGACUACAA
Molecule: messenger RNA, 2520 nt
Organism: Lycium ferocissimum
Lineage: Eukaryota; Viridiplantae; Streptophyta; Magnoliopsida; Solanales; Solanaceae
Product: polyadenylate-binding protein 3
Exons: 7
Coding region: 497-2218 (573 amino acids)
Cellular component (GO): nucleus; cytosol; ribonucleoprotein complex
Molecular function (GO): poly(A) binding; mRNA 3'-UTR binding; poly(U) RNA binding
Source: RefSeq, a predicted model, not a curated record